AUGGAGGGCAUCGCCGCUACAAUCAUGUCUUGCUUUGGCGAACAGGUUCAUGCACCGAACAGCAGCCAGCUGUUUGGCACACAUCAUACGGUCCGGCUGGAGUUCCCGAAUGUGCUGGCGCAGCAGAACGCACACGCGGACUACGUGCACCUGCUCGAGUCCAUCUCGGCCGUGAUCGGGGUAGCGCAGCGGCAGCCGAAGGCCGACCUCUUGGAAGAGCCGACGUCCUUCGGCGGCAUCAGUCAUUCGGUGUCCGGCCACGUGCAGGGCUCGGAGCUUACGCCGGCAGCGGAGGCAGCGUUCUCAGAGAUCUUCAGGCGUCACAGCAUCAACGGCGGCAUGGACAUCCGGAACAUGACCCACUACAUGGAGCAGUGCGGCAUGGCCGGGAAGCCUUACCGGGAGACAGAGCUCACCCUGAAGAACAUCCUCAGCAAGCACGACACGUUGGACGGAAACAGGCUAAGCCGGGAUGGCUUCCUCUCCUACUACAGGGAAGUUGCGGCCACAGACCCACGCCAGGCGUGGAACGACCUGUACCACAUGGGCUACCGCUCCGACCUGACGGCCGGCAUGGGCUACGGCGAUGAGGUGUACAACUUGGCACCGGCCGCCGCUGCUGCCGCCGCUGCCGCUGCUAGUGCGAAUGACGCGCAGCGGCGGCCGCUCCUACCAGAGCUAACGACGAAGGCGCUCACCUGGUAUGGGUAG
Molecule: messenger RNA, 711 nt
Organism: Ectocarpus siliculosus
Lineage: Eukaryota; Phaeophyceae; Ectocarpales; Ectocarpaceae
Source: the annotation of a GenBank genome assembly